This is a messenger RNA of Rotaria sordida, 738 nucleotides long. NCBI's taxonomy places the organism in Eukaryota, Metazoa, Rotifera, Eurotatoria, Philodinida, Philodinidae. The record is from the annotation of a GenBank genome assembly.
AUGGGCGAUAGAAAUGGACAAGUAGUAGCUGGUGGCAAUGGCUACGGAAAUCGAUUGGGUCAAUUGAAUUGGCCAACCGAUGUAUUGAUUGACAAAGAGACGGAUAGUCUCAUUAUUUCUGAUCGAGAGAAUCGACGAGACGUACGAUGGUCUCGUCGUAGUGGUACAACUCAAGGAGAAAUCCUCAUCGACAACAUCCUUUGUUUUGGAUUGGCCAUGGAUGAUCAGAGAUAUCUCUACAUCUCUGAAGUCGAAAAACAUGAAGUAAGACGAUAUCAAAUAGGAGACAAGAAUGGAACUAUUGUGGCUGGUGGCAAUGGCAAAGGUGCUGAUCUCAAUCAGCUCAACUUUCCGACCUUCGUCUUUGUCGAUCAACAACAGACUGUCUACGUGUCAGACUACGGAAAUCAUCGUGUAAUGAAAUGGAAUAAAGGUGCAAAAGAAGGAAUUGCCGUCGCUGGAGGUCAAGGCCAAGGGAAUGCUCUGACACAAUUGUCGCAUCCUAGUGGACUGUUCGUCGAUACAUUGGGUGCCAUCUAUGCGGCAGACUCGGAGAAUAAUCGAGUGAUGCGUUGGCCUAAAGGAGCGAAACAGGGCACUGUUAUUGUGGGUGGAAAUGGUUACGGAGAAGGAGCAAAUCAGUUCAACGGUCCCUGGGGUUUGUCCGUCGAUCAACAUGGUAAUCUCUAUGUCGUCGAUAAGAAUAAUCAUCGUGUUCAACGCUUUUCAAUCGAAUAG